AUGGACGAGGCGGCGACGACCCAGCAGACGGGGCAGGGUCCACCUGCCGACCAAGAAGGCGCCGCCGUCGAUCUGCUGAGCGGGCUCUGCGACGACGUGCUCGUGCGCAUCCUCGGGCUGGCGGCACACGCGAGGGACGCGGUGCGCACGGGCGCCCUCUCCCGCCGGUGGCGCGGCCUCUGGCGACGCGUCCCCGCGCUCCGCUUCGACUCGGAGCGGUGGUUCGAGCACGGCGGGAGCGCCCGGGGAUUCAUGGCCUUCGUCGACGACACCCUCGCCCUCCGUGCGCGAUCCGGCGACGGCGGCGGCGGCGGCCUCGAGCAGCUGGAGAUCUUGCUGCUCAGAUGGGACGGCGGCAAAGGCAAACAGCAACUCGUGCCGCCGCCGUCCGUCGGAAUCAUCGGAGCGGCGGAGAGGUGGAUCUGGCACGCCAUGCGGCACGGGGUGAAGUCCUUCCACUUUGAGCUGGAGCUGCCUGAUCGAGGCGACGCCGAAGAGACGCAUGUGAUGGCUCUCGACGAGCUUCCUAGCUCUGCAAAUCUGGAGGCCAUGUAUCUGUACUUGAGCCACGCCACGGUCCGGCUCCCCGCCACCGUGGCAUUCGCGUCGCUCACCGAUCUCACCCUUGAAGGAUUGCAGGUAGCAGGCGACGAUGUCGUCCUCCUCGCCCGCCUCGCCUCGGCGGCGUGCUGCCCGGUUCUACACAAGCUCCACAUGGGCUUCAUUACCCUUGUUGGGGAGCAAAAGCUGGUGCUUGAUGCCGGUGAGCUCACGGAGCUGUCACUGGCGGACGUGGAUGGAAUGGGAUCGCUGGAACUGACUACUCCUAGCCUCCGGGUUCUCCGCAUCGACGGCUGCAAGGAGCUUGAGUCGCUCGCGGCCUCGGCCACCCCGAGGCUGGAGAAGCUCGCGUGUCAGAGAAACCACCACUUGCUGAGCAUCGAUCGGGAAUUGCCCUCCGUAUCCCGCCUCAAGGUUGACUUGUACGCCUAUUCCGGUUACCGCAGCAUCAAGCUCCUGUAG
Panicum virgatum (switchgrass) is the source of this 1023-nucleotide messenger RNA. RefSeq names its product F-box/FBD/LRR-repeat protein At1g80470-like. Gene Ontology annotation, molecular function: protein binding. The record is from RefSeq and is a predicted model, not a curated record. NCBI's taxonomy places the organism in Eukaryota, Viridiplantae, Streptophyta, Magnoliopsida, Poales, Poaceae. The transcript has a single exon. Bases 1 to 1023 code for a protein of 340 amino acids.